Messenger RNA from Capsicum annuum, 1983 nucleotides. RefSeq lists its product as uncharacterized. The coding region runs from base 667 to 1614 and encodes 315 amino acids. The record is from RefSeq and is a predicted model, not a curated record. The transcript has 5 exons. Lineage: Eukaryota; Viridiplantae; Streptophyta; Magnoliopsida; Solanales; Solanaceae.
AAACUAUAGUAUAAACUAAAUUUUAUGAAAGUUAAUUUGACUUCUUUUAAAUUAAAUUGAACUAAAUUAAUUAAUAUUUUAAAUUUAGAUAUUCGAAAAUUAUACAAAAAAUAUUGCGAUCCUUCUUAAUUAUAUUAAUAUGAAAAAAUACGUUUUAAAAUAUUAGUUAAAGUUCAUGCAGUUUGACUCUCGAAAAGCAUAACAUGACGAGUAAAAAUAAACGGAUGAAUUAUUUUUUAACUUGACCUCAUCUAAGUUAAUAUGUAACACAUGCUACCCAUAUGACAAAUCUCACGCGAUUUUGACAGAUAUGACGAGUGUCACCUCACGCGAAUUGAUAGUUAGGACGCGUGCAUCUCGCUCGAUUCGAUAAGUAGAAAGCGUACAUGUUACGCCCAAUUUGACAGGUAGGAUGAGCUACGCGAUUUGAUAAAUAAGACUCGUGCAUGUGGUGCGAUUUGAUAAGUAGAAAGCGUACAUGUUACGCCUGAUUUGACAGGUAGGAUGCGUUCAUCUUACGCGAUUAGUAUAACUCACACAUUUCAAAAUUUAAAUAAAUUUAAUAAACUAAAAAAAUAAAAAUAAAAAGACACAUAUUGAGCUAAGCACCUUCUUCCUCCCUCCCAAAAAAAUAUUUGAAUUCAGACAACUCCAAACUCAUCAAAAAUGGCUUCAUCCAAGCCACCUUAUCGCUACGCCAAUGCCAUUUCUUCGAAAGAUCCACUCCAUUACUCCUCAAGAUCCAACCCCUCUUCCCCGGCCGAUGGUUGUGGCACUUCACGCGCUCUCACGCGCACUCACAAGCCCCCCACGACACGACAAAAGUUGGGGUCAUUGGUCAAGAAAUUGGUGGAGCAUAAGUCUAAGGCUAAGGGUGAAGUGAAGGUGGUUGUUCCUGCCGAUUACGCGGCGAAGAAGGAGGGAUUGAGUGAAGUUGAAGGGAAUGCUAGGAGUUUAGGUAGAGUAUUGAGAAGUGAAAGGGAAUUGUUGACAAUGAAUAAGGAACAAGAGAAGCAGAUCAAUGAGCUUAAACAGAUGCUUGAACAGAAAAACAUAGAGGCUGAGAAGUUAAAGGAUGUGUGUUUGAAGCAGAGGGAAGAGAUAAAGUCGUUGAAGAAUGCCGUAUUGUUCCCAGAUGAUAUGAGUUUUCAACUUCAUGAACUUUUGGAGACGCAACGCGCUGAACUCAAACAGGCAAACCAGCUUAUACCAAGUCUCCAAGAUCAGGUUAAAGCAGAUAAAUACUCUCAUCGAGGGUGUUAUGAUUCUCUUGAUAGCUCGCGAAAGUCACCAGAAUACAAUCAAGAAGCAGCGAAUUCUCUGGUAUUCAGUUCCGAGAACACAAUUCCCCCCGGAAGUCCAGAUGACAUGCUUCUCAUGGACUUAAAUCCGUGCUUAACGCCUUAUUCUGCCAAGACAAAGUCCAAGGAGUUCGAGUUCAAUUCUCCAGAUGGCAUACAAGUGUACCAUGAGACUAGUUACAGCUACAAUUCUUUUGCAAGCAAAGCGUCGAAAAGUUCAGACUGCUGUUGUCAAUGUUCAAAAGCAGCCGACAACUCAACUGGCGCUGCUCGUGGAUCUGAUGAAAGCAAAUCGAUCCACAACAUGUUCUAAGGUUAUUCUUGAUCCUCAGCAAACAUCUUUAUAGCUUAUGGGACAACAUAAGUGGUGAAAGCGUAGUAAAAGCGCCGCGCCAGCGCCCUCCUCCCUGCUCUAAAGUUCAAAUACAAUGUAAAAAGCACUGUGAAAAGUAUUAGUUAGUAACUAUUCGCUUUGAUAUGCUUUUCCUUGAGCCGAGGGUCUAUCGAAAACAACCUCUUCACCUUCCAAGAUAGGGAUAAGGUCACCAGACUCCUUUUGUGGAUUACAUUGGAUAUGUUGUUGUCGUUGUUGUUAUUGGUCGGUGAAUACUAUUCAUAUAGCCAACUCCAACUUAUUUACGACUGAGGUGCAGAGUUAAAGGGUUUAGAUCAUUGCCUCUUA